This is a messenger RNA of Varroa destructor (honeybee mite), 1065 nucleotides long. Its product is annotated as venom protease-like. The record is from RefSeq and is a predicted model, not a curated record. NCBI's taxonomy places the organism in Eukaryota, Metazoa, Arthropoda, Arachnida, Mesostigmata, Varroidae. Gene Ontology annotation, molecular function: serine-type endopeptidase activity. Gene Ontology annotation, biological process: proteolysis.
CCUAUUAGCGCCCUGUUGUCUAAGUGUACGUACGUCGUAUCCCCAAGACUUACUUGACGCUAAGAUAUUGGGACAGAUUUACGUGUGGUCGUGAUCAGCCACAAAAUAGAUUCACAGUUGUCUAAUGGGAAACCAAUAUCUCAGAGUGUUGGCUUCGAACGACUUCCAGAAUCGAUUCGAUCAACGGAGCUCGUUGCUAUUGGCAUUAUGUUUAAUAAGUGGCUCGUUGCGGCCAGUUGCUGCGCGGUCGUAACGGCAAUCGACUCAUCGCUAAUUAAUACGUCUACCUGCGGUAUCUCUACGACGGGGCGUAUCGUCAAUGGCGUUCAAGCGGCUUCCGGAGAACUGCCCUGGGUUGUGAAUAUUCACAUCUAUGUAGCAGGAGGUAUCAAUCGAUGCUCAGGCUCGAUUCUCACCGUUCGCCACGUACUUACGGCCGCCCAUUGUUUAGACAGAUCUACCAAGCACAUUGUUAUCAUGUACGGCAGUAACACCCUGAAUACCAGUCAACGUGUUGACGUUUCAUCUCUCAUUGUACACCCCAAGUUUGACUCAGCUGAGCUCCUUAAUGAUGUAAUGGUGUUAAGGCUUGCACGGGACGUCGUAUAUAGCAGAUUUGUACGCCCUAUUUGUUUGCCUGACGGCAAUCUGCGCCCAAGAAAUCUUGUUCAGAGAGCCGGUCUGGUGGCCGGAUUUGGGGCACUUAUCGAUCCUAAUUACUUGGAGCGUACUAGACAAUCCGCGUCAAAAGCUGACACCAGCAUUCUCAUGAAAACUUCCCUUCGUAUCCUUGACGACCGUGAGUGCUAUAAGCGAUAUCUCGAUGAAGCGACUGGAUCAUCGCACUUCCAUAUUGGUUAUCAAAUGUGUACCUUCGAGUACAACUCAGACACAUGUGUCGGGGACUCAGGCGGAGCUUUGACAGUGAGCGUCGGGGGACGAUUUUAUCAAGUGGGUAUCGUUUCCGGAGGUUUGGAGUGCGCUGGCACUUCUCCUGGAGUAUACGUCAAUGUAUUCAAUUAUGUGGAUUGGAUUGCCAGAGCUGUUAAACAUUUACGUUGAAAA